AUGCCUAACAAAAGGACUAAUGUAAAUAUGGGUAAAUCGUUUAGUAGGGAGUACUUCUAUUGGUCAAUGCAUUUUGCAGCCAUUACAGUUUUAUCUCUGUGUCUAAUUUUAACAUUUUUGCCCUCAAUAGAUAAAUCUACAAAGGAAUCUUUGGGCUUGGUUAACUUUUGUGCAGAUCUAUUGCCAAACAGACGUUGGUUAUUAGUAUUUGAAUGUACUGUAUUAAUGUCAAUGAUGUUUACUUAUAUGGGAUUGUUAAUGUAUAAUGAAGAUGUAUUGACAAAAAAUUUAGAUGACAUAACUACAAUUAUUGAUAAAGAUGGAAAUCUGGUUAUAACUAAUGAUACUAAAAAGUUUAUACAAGAUUUUGCACAGAAUGAAACUAGUGGAAUUGCAGACUUGCCUAUCAUGGACGUCUGUCAAAUACUAUAUGCUGAUUAA
Henningerozyma blattae CBS 6284 is the source of this 441-nucleotide messenger RNA. It is a transcript of the gene GPI19, whose product is annotated as phosphatidylinositol N-acetylglucosaminyltransferase GPI19. The record is from RefSeq and is a predicted model, not a curated record. Lineage: Eukaryota; Fungi; Ascomycota; Saccharomycetes; Saccharomycetales; Saccharomycetaceae. Bases 1 to 441 code for a protein of 146 amino acids. The transcript has a single exon.